UUAGAGGUUACACAACCUGUAGUAAAGUAGCUUUGCUAACCAGUGAGCUAACGUAGCUUCUCCGAUACGACAUGAACGCUAUUGAUGGCUUCAGUCUCACACAGUAAAGGCUCUAACUUCACCCAGUGAAACCGCAGGCUGUUGUGAUGUCAGAGCCUAAGCCCCCUACUCCUACCGGUGGAGACACAUACAAAGGUUGGCUCUUCAAAUGGACCAACUACAUAAAAGGUUACCAGAGACGCUGGUUUGUUCUAAGCAAUGGACUGCUGUCUUAUUACAGGACUCAGGCAGAGAUGGGUCACACGUGCCGAGGCACCAUCAACUUGGCCACGGCCAACAUUGCUGUGGAGGACUCGUGCAAUUUUGUCAUUUCCAACGGAGGAGCACAGACCUACCACCUGAAGGCCAACUCAGAAGUAGAGCGCCAGCGCUGGAUCACUGCUCUGGAGCUCGCCAAGGCAAAGGCCGUCCACAUGCAGGCCGAGUCAGAUGACUCAGGUGAUGAAUGCCCUGCAGUGCCCCCAACCCCAGGACAGGGUGGAGGCCGUAACUCAGAAGUCCAAUCUACGCUACGCACACUAAACAGCAAGGUGGAGGACCUCAACACCUGCAAUGAUCUCAUUGUCAAGCAUGGGUCUGCCCUCCAAAGGUCUUUGUCAGAACUGGAGGGGAUUCGUGCAGGAGGGGACAUGGGUGAAAAGGUCAGACAAGUUACAGAGAGGGCGACACUGUUUCGAAUCACCUCUAAUGCUAUGAUCAAUGCUUGUAGAGACUUCCUCUCCCUGGCUCAGAGCCACAGUAAGCGCUGGCAGAAGGCCUUACAGGUUGAACGGGACCAGAGGAUAAGGUUGGAGGAGACUCUUGAGCAACUGGCCAAACAGCACAACCAUUUGGAAAGAGCUUUCAGAGGAGCAACAGUUCUCCCUCCUUCAUUCAGCAAUCCCUCCUUAGGUAACAAAGGUGGUGCUUCAGGAAAAGGAGAUGCCAGUGACGAGGAUGAUGAAAAUGAGUUCUUUGAUGCUAUGGAAGAUCCAGCAGAGUUUAUUACUGUCCCCGCUGAUCCCAAAUAUCACAGGAGAUCUGGCAGCAACGUUAGUGGGCUCAGCAAUGAGACUGGAAUGGACGAUCAGUCUGUAAAUUUCGAUGAACUGUCGUUGGCAUCCAAUCCGGAGUCUCCACAGCCGCUUGAGCUAGAACCAGUUAGACAAAGACGAACUCGUAUCCCUGACAAGCCUAACUAUUACCUCAAUUUGUGGAGCAUCAUGAAGAAUUGUAUUGGAAAGGAGCUCUCAAAGAUACCAAUGCCUGUUAAUUUCAACGAGCCCCUCUCAAUGCUGCAACGUCUGUCUGAAGACCUGGAGUACUAUGAGCUGCUGGAUAAGGGUGCUAAAUGUCAGAGCUCUCUAGAGCAGAUGUGUUAUGUGGCUGCUUUCACAGUCUCUUCCUACUCCACCACUGUCCACCGAACAGGGAAACCCUUCAAUCCCUUGCUGGGAGAAACUUUUGAGCUGGAUCGGCUAAAAGACUGUGGCUACCGUUCCCUCUGUGAGCAGGUGAGUCACCACCCACCUGCUGCAGCUCAUCACGCCAUGUCUGAAAAGGGCUGGAGCCUCAGGCAAGAAAUUACCCUGGCCAGCAAGUUUAGGGGAAAAUAUCUUUCUAUCAUGCCCUUAGGUUCUAUUCAGUGCAUAUUUGAGAAGAGUAACAAUCACUACUCUUGGAAGAAAGUGACUACAACAGUACACAACAUUAUUGUGGGGAAACUAUGGAUUGAUCAGUCAGGGGAGAUAGAUGUGGUGAACCACAAGACAGGCGAUCGUUGCCACCUCAAGUUUGCUCCCUACAGUUACUUCUCCAGGGAUGUACCAAGAAAGGUUACGGGAGUUGUAACAGAUAAGGAUGGGAAAGCCCAUUACGUGCUGUCAGGGACCUGGGAUGAGAAGAUGGAGUUUUCCAGGAUAAUGCAGAGCAGCAAAGGCGAGAACGGCACUGAAGGCAAACAGAGAACCGUAUAUCAGACCCUCAAAGCCAAAGAAAUCUGGAAAAAGAAUCCUUUACCAGAGGGAGCAGAGAACAUGUACUUCUUCUCCACACUGGCCUUGACACUCAAUGAACCUGAAGAGGGAGUCGCGCCAACAGACAGUCGACGGCGCCCUGACCAGCGGUUAAUGGAGGAUGGCCGCUGGGACGAGGCCAACGCAGAGAAACAGAGGCUUGAAGAGAAACAGCGCACGAACCGGCGGGAGCGGGAGAGGGAGGCAAUUAAAGCAGCCAGCUCACCCGAGGAAGGCGCCCAUCAAGACAAUCAUCAAGCACUGUGGUUUGAGAAGUUAGACGAUCCCGUAUCUGGAGAGACCCUGCAUGUCUACAAGGGAGGCUACUGGGAGACAAAGGACAGCGGCAGCUGGGACCUGUGUCCUGAUAUCUUCUGAUCACAGCCAAAUUAGCCUGUUCCAUCAGAGGUGUACAACAUCAACAAAUUAGAAGAUAGUGAGGAGCCUUUCCUUUACAUCAGCCAGAGUCAGGAAACAAGCUUGACAUCAGCCUCAACCUUUUCCCUAUCCCAGCAGAGAUUUGCUCAAGCCCCUUCUCAGGACCAAGGUCUGGACUUGUUUCUUCUCUUCACCCUCGACAUAAACUCUGUGUCCAUCGUAGCUGUGUUAGCGCUCAGAAUUCCCUCUCACUGCCACUCCAGUGCUGAUUUGUAUCGUGUUGUCACCGCUGCAGUCUUUGGUGCAGCCUUUACCUUGCAUUUUGUAAUUCAGUUUCUUUAGCAACACUAUUAAGAAAGGUAUUUGCUUAUUGUGAGACAAUAAGCAAAGUUUUGCUUAAAUAGAAAGACCUGAUCUGUAAUUUCUUCGCUUGUUUAUGGCGUACAUCCCUGACAUGAUGAUUUUUUGCAAAGAAUUUAAUGAAACUUCAUAGAAGUCCGCAGCCCAGCACCACUGCAAGUCAAAGUUUAUUCAGUCUAUUCAGUAAAUAUUCACUAUAUCAGUUUCAGAUCAUGCAGAUAGGCACAGCUUGCAUAGGCUUCACUGGUUCUGACAAAAACAGAGAUGAUCAUUGUUUGUUUUUUGGUUAAGAAAGUACGGUAUGGCCAAGUUAAACAAUUAUUUUAGACCGGUACAAAAUGUGAAAUGUCAGAAACACUGAAACUUAAUACAGAGUUUGCCUUGGAGUUAAUCUUAAUUUGUGGUGCUACUUUAUUCCCUAAAGUGAAACAACAACUCUGGAGGUACAUUAUGUCUACACAAUAGCCUUUUUUUCAUUUUUGCACUCCACUAGGACAUUUCUUCUUUUUGAUUUUCUUUCUCACCUGAUUCAAAAAUUUGAGGAAAAUACAUGCAAGUGUUGAAGAGACAUCAAAUUAGAAGUCGUUCAUGAUGAUUAUGCCACCCCUCUGAGAAUCCAUAGUUGUGCAUCUGAAAUGGCUCCAUACAUUGUUCUUUAUAUGUCUUUCGACUUUCUUUUCCUCUAUAGAAGAAUGAUAUUUCUUUUUUUCUACUUUUUUAAUGACAUUCCUGUAUGUAGCACAAUAAUUCUAACAGAACACUGUAUAUGGUCUUUAUUUAAUAUGAUAAAAUAUUGAAUACAGUAUGAAAUGAAUUAGUGGUACUAAACAAUCUUGUAUUAGUACCAAUAAAAUAAAUAGAAUAUAUGAAAAAUACCACUGACACUACUGCUAACAAUGUGGUGAAAAAACAUUUGAAUUAAAUUAUGUUAGAUAGAUUGUAUUUGAUUUACUUUAAUCCUCAUGUUUGCGAUCAAUCGUGUUAGAAAGUCCACUGUGCUUCUCUACUCAAGUACCUGAAUUUCACACCUGUCUUCUACCUAAAGUUUGUGCUCUUAUUAAAACUUUGAUCAACCAUUUCAACACCCAUCAAUUCUGCUUUCAAAAUAAAUGUUGAGUUUGAGAUUUAUCUACUAGCUGCAGAGUCGUGCUCCCACUCGGCGCUGAUUUGCGUGCUGAUUUAUGCUGGUUUAAUGAUAAAGCAACGAGAGCGGAAAUGUAAGGCAAGAGUUUUUUUGUCUUCCUGACUUCCAUCAAACUCGCUGAUUCUAGCUUUAAUCAAUUGACGUAGGUUAUUUUAGUCUUUGUGUGCUGCAGGUGUAGACUUUCAACCGACAGCAAUAAGAGUGCCUCGUUGUGACGUGGCGCAAAAUUAAACAUGAAGAAGGCGUGAAGUUAGAAUGCUAAAACUGCAAAAAUUGAAUUUUGUCAUUGUGUUUGUUAUCUGUGAUAUGAAUGAAAGGACUGUAUGGCUGAAAAUCUAAAUUUCAUGUUAUAUUCAAGUGUACUUAAAAUACAACACUGAAAUUAAGAUCACAAAACACAACAUUGCAAAUAUUUCUGUGUAAAUAUAUUAAAUAGUUGAAGUAAUUGUGAUUUUAACUGGUAAAGCUGAUAGAGAGAAUCUAAUUGCAGCAAUGCACUUUUUUUAUUUCAAUUUUUUGUUGUUUUUUUUUUCUCAUUGUUGUUCAGAACUUGAUGCAUUUUACUUCCCUGA
Scomber scombrus (Atlantic mackerel) is the source of this 4508-nucleotide messenger RNA. RefSeq names its product oxysterol-binding protein 1-like. Gene Ontology annotation, molecular function: sterol binding. Lineage: Eukaryota; Metazoa; Chordata; Actinopteri; Scombriformes; Scombridae. Gene Ontology annotation, cellular component: membrane; intracellular membrane-bounded organelle; cytosol. The record is from RefSeq and is a predicted model, not a curated record. The transcript is spliced from 16 exons. Bases 147 to 2432 code for a protein of 761 amino acids.